AUGAAUGAACAGGGCGAGGCGUUGUUGCGGCCUUCGCCCGGCUCCUUCCACGAUCUAUACGAGCAUUUAGAGCAUGCGCGACAGACGCGUGCGCCGCGCGAGCUGCGCCGCAUGCUCGAUUCGCGGCUCGAUUCGCUGCGCAACUGCGGCGAUGCACUCGGCAAGCCGUGCGAAGCGUCGCGCGCCGCGCUUGCCAACGAUGGGAGCGUCGAGUACGGCGGGCGAACGCUUCCUGUGGACGAGCUCCAGCGCGAACUGGCGCUGGAAAUCAGCGCGCGCUUUGAUAUCGACCAGCUUGCAGCGCUCCUGCAGCUGCGCAAUUUUCUCGAAAGCGAGCACCGCAGCGUGCAUGCACUCCAAGACGCGCGCGAGGGCGCGCGCGACGACUUCCUCGAUGCCUUCACCGUGUUUUUUUUCGAGGAGCAGCUCGCGCUGAUCCGGUGCAUCAGCGCGCUCCUGCGCAUCUCCGAGGACGAACACAACGAUUUAUACGACACGGCCCUUGCGACGCUCGACGCGUUUGCCGACGCCGCAUUUGCCGCGCGGUGCCUCGGCUGGUUUGAGCAGGAGGUCAGCACAGAACUCCUCCCGCAUAUCGUCCACGAUGAGCGCUACUCACUCCUGUGGGCGCGGCAGGGCGUGCUGCGCCAGCUGGCGCUCCUCGAAGUGGUCUUUCUACUCUACUACGGGCGCCUCCAGGCCUCGCCCUCUUUCCUUGCCCGCACGCUCGAGACGAUCCAAACGACGCGCUUCGGGCACAAGCAGGCGAAUAUAGGCUUCCUCGACAUGGAGUCCAUCGCGCUCGUCGACUGCGUCUCGCACCUGCUCACCUUCCUCGCGAUCGAGUGCCUCAACUUGGAGGCCAUGCUCGAGCCCGUCGACGAGGACGCACUGGAGCGCGGCGGCGUCCAGGCGGACCCCGCCCUGGCUCUUUUUGCGCCGGAGCCGUCUGCGCUCGAGACGUGCUUGGGCGCGCUCGACGCGGCCAACGCCCUGGUCCUCUACGCCCCCCUCCUCCUCGGCUGGUCCUUGGUGCUCCGCAGGCUCGGCCAAACGCUGGACGUGUGUCCCGACGCGGCGCUAUACGCCGCUACCACCGUGUACGAUAAUGGGCCGCCCAUCUGGCGCAGGCUCGCCCAGGGCGCCAUGGAUCCCACCAUGGAUUUGUUUGCCGUGCUGCGCGCCUUGCUGGCCUCUCCACUGCUCAGCAGCACUGGCGACUUGCUCGGCGCCUCGAACCUCUCUGCACUGGCCUACCGCGCCGUGUUCAAAGGACUGCUGCUUGCGCUCACCGAGCUUGUGGAGCCAGCGUACCUGCCCGACUUUGACGCACUCGUCGCGAUCUGGGCCGCCACAUUUGGCCCUCAGGCGGCGUCGGAUGCGCCGGGCAGCGCGGACGCUAGCCAAGGCAUCGCCUCCUUGUGUGUCCAGUUCUGGACCGCAGACAUGCCUUUUCCCACGCGCGCCUCGGUGCUCACCACCGCACGCCGCCGCUUCCCCGCGGCGUUCUUGCCGCUUGUCGAGCUCGCGCGUGCCUUGUCGGGCAACGCACAGGGCUCGACUGCACUUCCCCCCGCCGUGUCCGACGCGAGCGCCGCGGUGCUCGACUAUGUAGCCGCGCUCCCGACGCUCGCCCUGCCGCUGAUUCACGCGGGCGCAGCAGGACUGCAGCCGUGGGAAAAGGUCGAGCAGCACACCGCCUGCGUGCAGUACCGCCUGCAGUGCCCUUGGCAAGUGCCUGCCACCACGCUGGUCCUCCCACAAGGCACACAAGGCAUGCUCAUCUCCCCCCUCGACAGCACACCGCCCAUCGUCCUCUGGGAGCUUGCGCAGCCUGUGAGCGGCUGGCGCAUUAUGCGCGACGCACUCGCUGCAUGCGUCGCGCCGCCGCCGCGCCGCACACACGACCAAGAGGUCUGGGACGAGGCGGCGCCCCUCGCUGCCCUCUCGCCCGACUUGCACGACGCGGCGGCGCCGAUUGCCGACGCGUUUGUCGCAGUGCUCGCGAGCGAUGCCGCGCUCGCAAGCGCCCUCUUGGCGCACCUCGACGACGCGCCGAGUCUUGUGCACGCAGCGCUGGAGAUGCUGCGCGGGGCGCUGCGCAGCACCCCGCUCAACACACGCAUGGUGUGCGCCGGCUACAAGCUCCUCGGCGCGCUCCUUUUCCACGCUCCGAACGAGAUCUGGCAGCAUGUGCGCGCGACGAAUUUGCUCCUCGGCAGCCCCGGAAAUGUGCCGCUCCUCGACACGGCCCACGCCGAGACAAGCGCGCUGCUCGAGGCCGAAGUGGCGUCUGGACGCUUUGCAGGCACGCUCGCCCUUUUCGAUCUCAUUGCCAAACUCGUCCACGAGCUGCAGGUCGCGCAGUUUGCCGAGCCCGCCGAGCUGCUCGCCGUCAAGGCGCAGGUGCUCCGCCGCGCCAUGCACUGGGUGCUCGCCUCGGUAUGGCCCGAGCACCAGGCGUGGACGUAUGCCAAGGCGAGCGAUCGCACCGAGCUUGGGCUGCGCUGCGUGCGCCUCUUUUCCGCCGUCCUAUCCGACGCCGCUUUUGCUGCGCACCACGCUUCGGCACGCGCCAUUGCGUCGCUCACCGAAAGCGUGCGCCGCGCAUUUGGCGAGGACGCGAGCGCGUCCAGCCUCGCGCCGCUCCUCUCGGUCCUGGGCCACGGCGAGCGGAUGAUCGAUUUGCUGUACACAAAAGGACAGGUGUACCAUGCCAGGCUCACCGAGACGCUCGUGGAAACCUACCUGCACUUUGCCCUGCUCCUCGCGCACCGCACCGCACCGCACCGCCUCACGACGCUCUUUUUCCGCCUCGCGCCGAGCCCCGCGCGCGAUCUGCACGCGCCGCCGAUUGAGCUCGCGAAGGCAGUGCUGCGCUACGUGUGGGCGCCGAUGCCGCCCCCGCUCUCUGCGCUUGCCGCACAGUUCGUCGCUGCCAUCUGCCGCGCCGCAGACGUGCGCAGCACGUUCCGCCUGGCCGCGCAUCUGGGCUCCGCGCACGAUGUAGAGCGCACGGCGGCGCACCUCCUCGGCGUCGUGGAGAACACGUACGAGGAUUUGGCGCUCCGGGUCGCCGUAUGGCAUUUAUUCAGCACGCUGCUUGCGUCGCAGCCCGCCAUGGCCACGCUGCUGCUCACCGGCCGGCUUGCGUGGGGCAACGUUACCAACGCGCCGUCCAACACCGUUUUGCGCCUCGCUGUGGACAGCAUCCAAAUGUGGGAGGAGCUGUGGGAGAGCGCGCCCGACCUCCUCGACGCCAUCGUGCAGUUCUUGCACGGCGCUUGGGCGCACGCGCUCGCGCACCCUGCCGUCUUCGACACCAUCAAGCAGGACACGGCUGUGUGGGAUGCGCUCGGCUCGCUCAUCGCGCGCGACACCGAGCCAGCGCCGCGCCUGUGUGCCGCACACGACGGCGCUCUCCACCUCGAUGUCGAGCAUGCGUCGGAGCAGGUGCGUCUCUACGCAUUCCGCGCGAUGGCACAAACGCGCACGCUGCACCUCUUUGCCAUGGACCUGCAGGCGCCGCCAAAAGACAAGAAGGGGAGCUUGCGUGCGCUCGCACACACGGUCCGCGCCGCGGAUUUUGCCGAGGUGCUGGCGCGCACGGCCGGCGCGGAGACAGAUGCGCCGCACGACUAUGCCGCCAAGCUCCAGCGCCUCGUGCCGAGCAUCGCGCUGGACGCGCUGCGCCUCGCGCCGCGCCGCGACGCGUUUGAUACGUCGCGCGUGUACGGCGCAGCGUACCUCUACGCGCGCACCGACUAUGCCGCCAAGCUCCAAGGCGUGCUUCCUGCCCUUGCGCCCGAGGACCACGCGGCGCUGCAGCACGACGCCGACGCACUGCUCGCCGGCCUCAAUCUCGCGUGGAGCUUGGUCGAUGCACAAGCGGCGCGCACCGCCGCAUGGUCCGCGUGCUUUUCCACAGGCACCGGCGCGCUGCUGGCCGACGCCGAGGCGCGCGGCGCACUUGGCGCGAUCCAGCAGACAUUCGUGCACGCCGCGUCGUGCCUCGCGCCGCGCCUCGCAGCGGACGUGCCUUUUGCACGUACACACAAGCUUGCGCUCCUCGCCGCGCUGCUUGCGGCGGGAUGGGCGCCGAAGACGCGCGCAGCGCACUUUGCGUCUCUUGUUCCCCAACUUGCGAGCAUCGUAGCGCGCCACCACAGCGACGCGCAGCAGCCGCUCUUCCAGCUCCUCCUCACCACCGUCGCAGCGGCGCGGCGCGAGCCAGAGAGCUGUGCAUCGCUCGCACAGCCCCUCGGCUCGAUGCUGUCACAUACCGUCGCGUCGCUGCAGCAGCGCGUGGCCACCGCCUCGCUCGACGCUAGCGCUGUGGCUGCCGCAGCGCGCACAGAGACAGAUCUCGAGAUGCUGGUCGCGGUGGUCAGCACCGCCGUCCGCCUUCCAAUCUCGCAUCUUGCGUGGCUGCAGCCGCUGCAGACGUCCAAUACGCUGCACACCUGCUUGCAGCUCGUAUGCGACGCUCCGCUCGUAGGCCUCGGCGGCAUGGACACGCCCACGAGCAUGUCCCACGUUCGCUUCCUCGCGCCGCUGCUGCGCCUCUUUGCGACGCUCGCCGCGCAGCGCGCCGCUUGCGAAAUGACCGCAGAGAGCCGGGUGAUGUCUGCGUUGUGCACAAAUGCACUCUCGGCCCUCCUCGAGCGCGGCGCGCUUGCUGCCGUCUUGCCCUCGGGCGAGCCCUCGCCCUUGCACGCGCUCUGGCUGCUCAUGCUCCAGAUCGUCGUGGCGCUUAUCGAGAACCUCGGCACCACAGCCCCCGGCCUCGACGCACGCUUUGUCGACGCGGAAGUCGAGGCGUUUGUGCUUCUGUACGCCGCACAGAUCCGCCGCUCGCUCCUCUUUGCACCUGCGUCGCACAGCGCGCUGGACGUCGCACAGCUCCUCGAGCUCGGCCUCGUACUGCGCCUCUUUUACGCCAUGUGGCACGCCAAGUCGCCGCGCAUGCCGCCAGGGGCAUGUGCGCCCACAGACCGCGCGAAAGCACUCGUUCCCCUCGGCGCGGAACUGGUGCACGCAGCGCCGCACCUCUUGCAGCAGCUUGCCUACCUGUGCCAGCACCCGCAGGAACUGCGCGCAGAAAUGGGCUUCGCGGCGCACCACGCGCUCGAAAACGGUCCUGGCGCGCGGGCACUGGCCGCGGCAGAAGACGCACUGCGUUCUGCACUCGGCACGUUGCUCGCGCUCUUGUGGGAUGUCACUGGAGGGAGCACGGUGCUGCUUGGCGAUGUCGGUGCAUGGCCGCCGCUCCCGGCCGUGCUGGAGCCUACGCUGCACGUGUCGGUGGGAGGAAAGGCGUCGCUAGGGACGCUGCUGGAGCUUGCGAGUGCGUGGACGGAUCGUGCGCGCACGAUGGAACUACAUGAUCCGGCGCGCACUGCGCUGUGCAGGGCUAUGGAGCAGAGUGUAGGGCUAUGUGCGACGCAGGCGCUUGCAUGGGCGAAUGCGCGGCGUCCUCCCGACCUCUCUGCGGCGAGCAUUGCGCUCGCGAAGCAGGCAGAGACGGAGAUCGAGGCGGGGAUUGGCCGCGAUAUUGCCGCGGCAGUCCGUGCUGCGCAGGGCGUUUGUGGGGUGCAGAAUACCGACACGUUGUGGCCGGUGCUUUAUAGUGUAGCCGCACAGCAGCUGGGCGCUGCUCCGGCGCCGUAG
This is a messenger RNA of Malassezia vespertilionis, 5670 nucleotides long. RefSeq lists its product as uncharacterized. Gene Ontology annotation, molecular function: structural constituent of nuclear pore. Gene Ontology annotation, cellular component: nuclear pore inner ring. The record is from RefSeq and is a predicted model, not a curated record. Gene Ontology annotation, biological process: protein import into nucleus; RNA export from nucleus. The transcript has a single exon. Lineage: Eukaryota; Fungi; Basidiomycota; Malasseziomycetes; Malasseziales; Malasseziaceae. Bases 1 to 5670 code for a protein of 1889 amino acids.